GCAGGUGUUUUGCGCCUUCUUUCAUCAUCACAAUACAAAUACAAUAUGGGCGUUUGAAUUGUAUAAACAAUCUAUCUAUUAAUUUGAUGAAAGGGUAGCAGAAAAUUUAUAAGAAUAAUUGAUAUUUCGAUUGCUUCGAAACCACAAAUUAAUAUGUCUGGAAACGUUAAUAUUUGCGAAGUAACGGAAGAAGUCCGUCAAGCAUUGAAAGAAUUUAGGUUCAGAAAAGAGCAAGACACUUCUGCCCUUAUAUUGAAAGUUGAUAGGGAAAGGCAACAAAUCAUAAUUGACGAAAAGUUAGAAAAUACCACGAUUGAAGAACUACAGGAUACAUUAAGGAGUCAUCAACCACGUUAUAUUGUUCUCUCAUACCGCAGAGAACAUGAAGAUGGCAGAGUGUCUUAUCCCUUGUGUUUCAUUUACUUCACACCAAGAGACAGUCAUGCCGAGUUGCAAAUGCUAUAUGCAGCUUCUAAAAUAUGCCUCCAGAGAACUGCAGAUCUUUCUAAAACAUUUGAAAUAAGAGAGUUGGAGGAACUAACUGAAGAAUGGCUUCUCAGUAAAUUGGGGAAUUGACGAUGUUAUGCAUUUUAAGAUAUGAAUAAUAAGUACAAAUACUUAUAUAAUAAUUUAUGAUAUGUUUUCAAAUUUUAUAUUAUGUUAUAUGUAUUUACACAUGCUGUUUUAAUUCAAUUUUCAAAUCUGGGUUACUCCUAAACAGCUCAAAUAGAUAUUGUAACAAGUAUUUACUGGAAAAUUCUCUUUUUAUUAAUUACUCGAUUAUUCCAUCAAGAAUAGAAGAGCUUAUAAAUGGAUUUUUGAUCUACUUCAGAAUAAGUUGAAGGUUCCUAAGAUAUACCUAUCUAUAUUUCUUGAUAGUUUUGUAUCUAACCAUCAUUCCUGAUAAUUUUAUCAAGUAGUCAUUGAUAUAAUGAGAAAAAUUAUUCAUAUCGCAUUAUUCUGUAGCAAUCUUUUAUGCUUGCCAUUUGAAAAAUGAGGUUGUUACUAAUGUAUUUUUCAUUUACCACUGAUGCAAUAACAGACCAAAUCAUGUGGUACUUUAAUCACUAACUUCAAUACCUGAACUGCCAAAAAUAACAUUCAGUAAAAUAUAAAUAUUUUAUAGAUCAUAUUAUAUUGUAAAACUGAAAGAUAUUUUAAUGAGAAAAAGUUUGCUAUGGUUAUUACACUUUCAUUUUAAUGAAAGUGGAGGAUGUAAUAUUUAUUGUAAAUUGUGUAACCAUCUGAAGAAGUGAAUAUUUUUAUUUAUCUUACAUUCCUUUUAUAUAUAUAUAAAUAUGUACUUUUUUCCUAUAUUGUCCAAGUAUAAUAAAUAAUUUUUCUAUUUA
Messenger RNA from Coccinella septempunctata (seven-spotted ladybird), 1349 nucleotides. RefSeq names its product glia maturation factor beta (gene GMF). Gene Ontology annotation, molecular function: Arp2/3 complex binding; actin binding. Bases 154 to 576 code for a protein of 140 amino acids. NCBI's taxonomy places the organism in Eukaryota, Metazoa, Arthropoda, Insecta, Coleoptera, Coccinellidae. The record is from RefSeq and is a predicted model, not a curated record. The transcript has 3 exons. Gene Ontology annotation, cellular component: actin cortical patch. Gene Ontology annotation, biological process: negative regulation of Arp2/3 complex-mediated actin nucleation; actin filament debranching.